GUUUCAGUGACGGGAGAGAUUUUUCUUCCAAAUGAGCGAUAAUCCGUCGCCCUCAGUUGGUUCUUGACAAGGUAGAGAGGAACAGUCUUUAAAUACUCAUGGUCAUGAUAGUCACUGUCCUUGUUUUGGGGAUGUCCCUUCUGCAACGCGCACUUACGUUUAACAUCGAUGUUCAGUUUUCUACUUCUGUAACUGGGCCAUCUGGUUCAAACUUCGGGUUUAGCGUCGCCAUGUGGUGGAUGGAUGGAAUGUCCAGAUUAGCCGUUGGGGCUCCUGGAUACAGUGUGUCUGGAGGAAACUCGCAGCAGCGCCACCCAAUCCAAGAAGGAGCUGUUUUCUUGUGUGACUUCACUGAUGAAAUGUCUUACGAAAGCUGCAGUUUGUUGCCAAGAAACUUCGAUAUGACGGACGCUCAGGAUAAGACGAGAGACCUGGUAGAGUUUGGAUUUGGUUCAACUGUGGUCGCUGGUGGUAGAAAUAAUACUUCCCUCUUGGUAUGCGCUCCGCAGUCGUACAACGUUUUCAAAAGGGGUCAGCUGCAUUCUUACAAAACAGUUGGCGAAUGUGUGCUACUGGAUUCCUCUUCUUCGUCAGGAGUGAGAAUCAAACCGAAUGUAGGUGGUCAGGAAUACAUAGAUGACUUCGUGUAUUGCGGCUUUUCGGCCGCCUUUUCCAAAGACAAUACAGCGAUCUUCGUGAGUUGUCCCAGCAUUAGCUUAGAGAGCAGCAAAUUCAAGAUAAUAACCUACAAUAUCACGACUAGAGAGGUUCUGCAAUACGAUUUGACAGAUAUUUGUGAAGGAAAUUACUACAAAGGCUGGCAUGUUGCUCCUGGCAGCCAUGGAGAUGGGAUUGUAGCAUCUUGCAUUGGUACAGGACAGGUAGAUGCGAAGGUCAUCAAGACUGCUGGUAGUCCGCACUCGAGCCAACUACUGGAGGUCAUGGGCUUGACCGUCGGAGAGAGGGCGGGCUUCAGCCUCGAAACCUGUGAUAUCGACGGAGACGGUGAGGAUGAAGUGAUCGUCGGAGCGCCUUUUGGCCGCGUCAGUCGAGAAUAUGCAAACUCUCUUUGGAUGGAGACGGGGAAAAUUGUCGUCCUGGGAAAAAAGAAAUGCUUUCAGGGUAAACAUUCGACUUACGACGGCCCACAAGAAUUCAGCAGAUUCGGUGCAAGCGUCGCGUGUCUGGGGGAUCUAAACAAGGACGGAUACCAGGAUAUUGCAGUGGGAGCGCCACAGCAAGCCAACGGCGGAGCUGUGUUUAUAUACUCGGGUUCCAAGGAAGGACUCAAACCUCAGCCAUCUCAGGUGAUCCACGGAGCAGAUGUCAAACCACAUAUGGUUGGAUUUGGCUACAGCCUGGCCAGUGGUCAUGACCUCGAUGGCAACGGGUAUCCUGACCUACUCGUUGGGUCACCACAGUCUAAUGCCGUCGUUUCUCUCAGGACGGCGCCUGUUAUAAAGAUUGGUGUUCAUUCAUUCCGGUUCAGUGAAGAGCAAGUUGAUCUUCAGAGGCCUGAUCAUACCCUCCACCUCAUCGUUGAGGUCGACUGCCGCAGUGAACACAAUUUUGUUGUUGAAAUGGAGUUGAUUUUAAAUCUCGAUGUCAGCCAGAGGUGGGGAAAGCGGAUUCUAUUCGAGGAGAACAGCCAGGCUUCCCUUGAGCGACGCGUAGAGCUAGAAAACGUUGGGAUCAAUCAUUUUUCGUUUCCUGUCUACAUUGAGAUCUCGAGCGCCGAAGAUGUGGUAGACGUCUCAUACUCUGACCUGAAGAUGACAUUGGCAGAGGUCAGACCUUCGUCCGAGGAAACCAUGAUGCCUGUCUUGGAGGACCUUGAAAAUCCAGGGACUCAGUGGAAGGAUCUCGCGAGGACAACCUCAGUCAGAUUAAGCUGCAGCAGUAACAUUACCUCUUGCAUUGCCACUACCAACAUCGGAAUCGAAACAAAGACGCAAAGGAUGCCUUUUGACGUUGGUUUGAGAGAUGUAGAGCUAACAAUUGACAUAACAGUGGAGAACGCCACGGCAUUCGAUCCUACGCUCACCCUAACGACGCCUCAGGGACUGGCAUUAAGGAGAGCUUACUUUACUAACAGUUUCACUGACCUUUCCUGUCAAAGCGAUGGAAGCUGUUUGGCGAGUAGUGAAGCCUGCCUACCUGUCCAGGUCUGUACCUCUUCCCGCACGAAGCUGAGACCUGCUGAUAAGGAAAGCAUUGCGCUCCUGUUCAAACAAAAGAGAGACGAAGUCAUUUCCUUCACCAACAAUCAUCCAAACCCGCAAAUGAACUUCUCUGUGACAGUGGGAUCCGUCAACGAAGAUUUUGAUGAAUCCGACAACACUUUGAGCUUGACAUUCCUGCCCCAAGUUUCACCUGACUUCUAUAUCUUGGGACUGAGCGUUCCAGAAACAUUGAGCAUAGAGGCCUCCUCCAGCAAGGAUGCUGAUGGCGUUGACAUGACAAGAGUCCAAGAUGUUUUUCUUGCAAAUGAUCACAUCAAUAAGAGUGACCUCGGCCCUACAGUGAAACACUCUUAUGAUCUGACAGAAAGUGGAGACAUUCCUCUGGAGGAAAUCCAGGUUGAUAUCUAUUGGCCCAUUCGAAACGGAACAGACAACAGGACCUUCUCGUUUCUGAAGACUUCGCCAAAGGUUUUUCCUUCAGCUGCUGGUCUGUGUCAGUACAAUGGCACCUUCUGGGAUCAUUCUUCGUUCUUAGACGACAACUCCUUCGUCUAUGCCAUUUUUAGGUGCAGUCUGCGUCCAACAGCACAAAAUGGAAAAUUAAUACUAACAACAGAAGCCGUUUUAGUCAAAUCCUUCUUUCUGAAAGCACCGAGUUCAGUCAGUCUGAGAUCACAAAUCACAGGGAGCAUAGCAAGACCUACAUCUUGGCGUUUCAAUCCAUCAUUAGACCAACAGGAAAGUAAGGAGGUCAUACGAACCCUCACCGUCUUGACGAAAGUUUCUGUCAUUCUCGAAAGAGGUCAGCUGCCUCCUCCAUGGGUCAUUCUUCUCUCCGUGAUAUCGGGAUUAGCACUGCUCGGAGUCUUGGCCUAUGGCAUGUACAAGGUGGGAUUUUUCAAGAGAAGACUGGUCCCUAGAUUCCACAAGCACGAGGAAGCUGUUGCAACCAAUAACGAAGACUCGAUUUCCAAUGGAAACUAAUGUUGGCACAAACCCUUUAUUGUCGGCUACUUAACAUCUAAUGGUAGACAAUGGAAAUUCUUGUAAUUAUUUUCAUAAAUUUUGUAAGUUAAUUAUCCUGAAAUAAAUUAAGCAAACGCACUCUCUCUCUCUCUCUCUCUCUCUCUCUCUCUCUCUCUC
Molecule: messenger RNA, 3326 nt
Organism: Macrobrachium nipponense
Lineage: Eukaryota; Metazoa; Arthropoda; Malacostraca; Decapoda; Palaemonidae
Product: integrin alpha-V-like
Exons: 23
Coding region: 99-3167 (1022 amino acids)
Biological process (GO): cell adhesion mediated by integrin; cell-matrix adhesion; integrin-mediated signaling pathway
Cellular component (GO): external side of plasma membrane; integrin complex
Molecular function (GO): integrin binding
Source: RefSeq, a predicted model, not a curated record